Aplysia californica (California sea hare) is the source of this 2919-nucleotide messenger RNA. Its product is annotated as glutamate receptor-interacting protein 2. Lineage: Eukaryota; Metazoa; Mollusca; Gastropoda; Aplysiida; Aplysiidae. Gene Ontology annotation, biological process: neurotransmitter receptor transport, endosome to postsynaptic membrane. Gene Ontology annotation, molecular function: protein binding. The record is from RefSeq and is a predicted model, not a curated record.
CCAGCCAGCCCAGUCGUUGUCUGCAAGCAAACUGCAACUGGUGGUAACGUUGUGAGUUGUGAGAAUUUAGAGCUGAGCGUGUGCGUUAUGUGUGUGGGGGAGGAGUUCUGAGAACACGGAUGAGUAUCUUUUGUCUGACGUUGAAAGUUUCAGAGUGUUACUGUAAUGUCUACUGAUCGGUUGCCAAUGUGAAAGAUAUGCCUGGCUGGAGACCUAACUGCCUUAGAGGCUCCAUCUAUAAAGAUGUCCCCCCGCCUGACCUAGGAGAUGGCGAGAACCCGUACCCAGGACAAGACAUCUGUGAGACCAAGAAAGGCUCCCUGGUGGUCCAGCUACAGAAGAAAGAAGGAUGUGGUCUGGGGCUGACUUUUGCAGGUGGAGUGGACAAAGGUCAACGGCCCUAUGUCUCCAACCUGCGACCUGGCAGCAUCGCUCACAGGUGUGAUGCCCUGCUGGUGGGCGACCUGAUUGUGUCUGUCAACGGGAUCCGCGUGGCCGGCCUGAGCCAUGACGAGAUCAUCAAAGUGCUCAAGAACACCGGGCCUGACGUCAGCCUGGAGGUGGAGUACGAGAUGCCAGACCCAGGUCUUCAGGGUGGCCCGGUACAGACCAAGUGCCAGGACGUGGUCCUUGACCGGGAGCUCAACAGUUUUGGUCUGACCCUGCGGGGUGGAAUGUUGGUGGAGAGGAUGAGGCCACACCCACUGACCGUUGUCGCGAUACGACCCGGAGGCCCUGCUCACAGACAGGGGAGUAUUCAGAUAGGCGACCAGGUGCUGGCCAUCAAUGGCUACAAGGUGAACCACCUGAGUGUGAGCGAGACCCUGGGCAUGCUGUCACAGUGUCAGCACACGGCCACGCUCACCGUCUCUUACACCGUCGCCACCAUGGAUAUCCUGUCUCAGUCUGAGCCCCCGGUGCUGAUAGAAGUGGACCGACCUUCAGGGGUUGACCUUGGCCUGUCUCUGUGUCCCGGCGUGUACGAGGGCAAACAGGGCAUGUGUGUGGAGUACAUAGAGCCCAUGGGCAUCGCUGACAGGUGUGGAGCCAUGCAGAUGGGCGACCUGAUCCUGUCGAUCGACGGGGCGGCGGUGGAUGUGAUGUCGGUGGCCGAGGCCGGGCAGCUGCUCAAGUCAGGGGGAGAGAACCACGUACGGCUGGAGCUGGUGCCGGUCACACACCUGGAGAACUGUGCCAACCGACAGUCUCUGUACCACAACAGUUCUUCCCUGGCUCCCUCGUUCUCCUCCCACACUCUGCCUUCGCUGGGCCCGGCCGGCGGGAAACUGACCGGUGGGAUGUCCAGUCUGUGGGACACGUCCUCUGUGGGGGCCACGCCCUUCGGCACUCUCAACAUGCGCAAGAGGAACACGUUCAGCCGGGGCCCGGACCGCCGGGCCAUUUCUUGUAUGUCCAUCGCGUCGUCGAGCACGUCUGUGCUGAGCGCCACUAACCAAGUGUGUCGCACCGAGGCCACAGAGGUGAUGCUGAGCCCUGAGCACAGGUCGGUCGGCCUGACCCUCAAGGCCGGUGGGCUGGGCGAGCCGCCGCUGGUCACCUAUAUAGAGCCACGCAGUGCCGCUGAUAGGUCAUCUGUGACCCCCAGCUCGGGCACGUACGUCGUCAAGUUGGCCAAGAGAAGCGGAGUCGCUGGGAUCAAAGUGAGGGAUGAGGACAACGAAGGCUGCGUGGUGUACACGGUGGAACUGCACAGACACGGGGGCCCGCUCGGCAUCACCAUCUCCGGCACCGACGACCCCCAGGACCCCAUCGUUAUCUCCGAGCUCACUCCGCACGGGCUCGCCGAGAGAAACGGGGAAACUCUGCCCCCUGCGUAUAGCUCGUUGUCUGCCCUGAAGCCGUCAACCCCAAUUGCCAGUGUGGACAGUGCCAUGGAGUCGUGGCCGGGCUCUGGCCAACACCUGGAGGAGGACACGGGUCAUGUGAUGGUCCUGGCCGUGCCUCAGAACGCGGAGGGCAAACGGAAGUGGGCCAACGGUGGCUACGACCACAGAGCGGAAAACUUGCCGCAGUCGCAGAACUUGAAGGAAUGGGAGACCAAUUCUGUACAAAGUGUGUUGUCUAGUGUCCCGGGGCAGCAGACAGAGGAGGAGGAGGAGGAGGAGUCUGGCAGCGGCCUGGAGGACAGUGACGGAGGCAGCAGCCACAUGGAGGAGUGGGUCAAGACGCUGGAGAAGCUGGACAUGGGCUCGGGCUCGGAGAUGUUGAAACAGAUCGGCCUCAGCCUCAGGCAGAGGAGCGUGCUCAGUCUGGAGCGCUCGGUCCCAACGGCUGACCGGCCCUCCCUCCUCGACCUGCCCUCCUCCACCGUGCAGGGGUCAAGGUCGUCUAAGCCGGCCGUCUCCCCUAAGAGGUCGCGGAGUGCGUGCCGCGUUAAUGAAACCCCUGACCCCACGAGGAGAGAGAACAGCAGCGCUGGUCGUAAUCAUCGCUUGUCUCUCGUGGGAAACAACAACAGCAACAAUAACAACAACAACAGCAUCAGCAACAAAUCUCGUGGCCGUGGCGGUGUUGCCGCAGCGUCCCCCGUGAACAAGACCAAGACAACGGAGGCUGGCUGCGGCACUGUGGUGCCCAUGAUACAAGACUCGGGCUCUCGGCUCACCUUGGUCGUGUGUCGCAACCCUCUCCUCCGGCUGACGCACAACAUGAGGGAGGAGAUGGUGGGAGGAGGAGGGGAGGAGUGAGGAAGAGAGACAGUGUGUGUGGGUGGGUGGUUGAUGGGUGCUCCGCUGUGGUUUACUUCCUCCUUAUCAAACAUACAUUUUGGUUGUGCACACAAACACACAAACAAGCUCAUCCAUGUGGGUGGCUGUCAGGUGCUCUGCUGUGCUUUGCUUCUUCUUUCCUAUCAAACAUCUAUCAUCCUUAUCUCUACUCCUUCUUUUUUGUGUUUGU